Molecule: messenger RNA, 8408 nt
Organism: Sinocyclocheilus grahami
Lineage: Eukaryota; Metazoa; Chordata; Actinopteri; Cypriniformes; Cyprinidae
Product: plexin A3-like
Exons: 28
Coding region: 262-5361 (1699 amino acids)
Biological process (GO): regulation of cell migration; semaphorin-plexin signaling pathway
Cellular component (GO): semaphorin receptor complex; plasma membrane
Molecular function (GO): semaphorin receptor activity; protein binding
Source: RefSeq, a predicted model, not a curated record
UUGAGGUACGGACUGGAGAAUACCAUGCCAUCGACGAGUUGAGCGCAUAUACGGGCGUUUUGCACAGGAAAAUAAAGCGAUAUCUCCGAAUCCGCCUGCGAUACGCACAGAGAGGCUCUACAAAACCCAACUGUGGAUGUAACUGUUGCACUUUGAACACAGACAUGAACCACUGAGACAGCAAAAGAAGAAAAAGCCUGGAAUACGCUUGAGGGAAGAGCUUUGUCUCAUUCCCCCCUCCACAUUAGAAGGUUUGGAAUCAUGAGGUCCUUGUGGCUGCUGGUAUUUUCCGUCUCUAUUUUGACCGGGACCAACAUGGCGUUUCCCAUGACUCCUACUGAACCCCCUGAAGUCUCCGGGAGCUUCAGGGUUAAAGACACGAGCCUCACGCACCUCACCGUGCACCACAAGACUGGCGAGGUGUUCAUCGGCGCGAUAAACCGAGUCUACAGGCUCUCCGCCAAUCUGACCGAAAUGCGCUCGCACCAGACGGGUCCCGUGGAGGACAACGCCAAGUGCUACCCGCCCCCCAGCGUACGACCAUGCACGCAGAAACUGGAAUCCACUGACAACGUCAACAAAUUGCUGCUUGUUGAUUAUGCUGGCAACCGUCUGGUGGCUUGUGGAAGCAUCUGGCAGGGCGUGUGCCAGUUCCUGCGGCUGGAAGAUCUCUUCAAGCUUGGUGAACCACAUCACCGUAAAGAACACUACCUCUCAGGAGCCAAAGAGCCAGAUGGGAUGGCUGGAGUUGUGGUGGGCGAUGACGACGGAGACUUGAAGAAGAAAAAGAAAGGUGACAGCCGCCUCUUCAUCGGCUCCGCCAUCGAUGGCAAAUCUGAGUAUUUCCCAACCCUAUCCAGCCGUAAACUGGUGGCAGAUGAGGAGAAAAUGGAAAUGUUCAGCUUGGUUUACCAAGAUGAGUUUGUGUCCUCUCAAAUCAAGAUACCUUCAGACACCCUGUCUCAAUAUCCCGCAUUCGACAUCUACUACGUUUACGGGUUCUCCAGCCGCACUUACAUCUAUUUCCUCACUUUGCAACUGGAUACCCAGCUCACCCAGGUUGAUGCGACGGGCGAGAAGUUCUUUACCUCAAAAAUCGUCCGGAUGUGCUCCAAUGACACUGAGUUCUACUCCUACGUCGAGUUCCCACUUGGGUGCACCAAGGAUGGCGUGGAAUACCGACUUGUCCAAGCCGCCUACAAGCACCGUCCUGGGAAGAUUCUGGCCCAGGCUCUCGGCCUUUCUGAGGACGAAGAUGUCUUGUUUGUGAUCUUCUCCCAGGGUCAGAAGAACAGGGCUAACCCACCGAGAGAAACAGUGCUGUGCUUCUUCACGCUGCACCAGAUCAACCUGGCCAUGAGAGAGAGGAUCAAGUCGUGUUACCGCGGGGAAGGAAAGCUGUCUCUGCCAUGGUUGCUCAACAAGGAACUGCCUUGUAUUAAUACGCCCAAGCAGAUUGGCGAUGAUUUCUGUGGUCUGGUUCUGAACCAGCCUCUCGGAGGACUGAGGGUCAUUGAGGGCACUCCCCUGUUUGACGACCGCACUGACGGUAUGGCGUCCGUGGCCGCGUACACUUACGGAGGUCAUUCGGUGGUAUUCGUGGGGACUCGCAGUGGCCACCUCAAGAAGAUUCGAGUGGAUGGUAUACCGCCGCCUUCGGAGAACGCUCUGCUGUAUGAGACGGUCCCCGUUGUGGAGGGAAGCCCGAUUCUCCGUGACAUGGUGUUCGAUCCUGAUUAUCAGUACAUCUAUCUUCUGAGCGACAAACAGGUGAGUCGUCUGCCUGUGGAGAGCUGUUCUCAGUACAGCAGCUGUAAGACGUGUCUGGGCUCAGGAGAUCCUCACUGUGGCUGGUGUGUCCUGCAUAACAAGCAGCAGCUGGUCAUGGGGACCGGUUACUGCCGUCAGGAAGUGUCUGGCUAUUGCUGGCUUACCGCCACCCCUCGCUGCCUAUCCGCUAUCAUCAUGGCUUUCUGCUCCCUCCUGUACUGGAUGAACUCCCGUCAGAGAGUGGGCUGCGUUCAGUCAAAGCCGGGGGAGGAAGAGCAAAGAUGGUUGUGCAAGAAAGCGGUCGGUGUAAUUUUGCCAGUGCCAACGUCUGGGAUGUUUCAAACGGGAGCAGAGGAUCUUUUCUUCCUCCCGAGAGCGAAACGAGAUUAUACUGAGCAAUGCAGCUCCAGGUGUUCGUCGUGUGUUAGCAGCCCUUUCCCCUGCAACUGGUGUAAAUAUCGCCACAUCUGCACUAAUAACGUUGCCGAGUGCUCUUUCCAGGAAGGUCGAGUGAGCAGUGCAGAGGGUUGCCCGCAGAUUCUGCCUAGCAGUGACAUCCUGGUACCGGCGGGGAUCAUUCGGCCAAUCACACUGCGAGCUCGUAACUUGCCCCAGCCUCAGUCGGGACAAAAGAACUAUGAGUGCGUCUUUAAAAUCCAGGGCAAAGUUCAGCGUAUUCCCGCGGUCCGUUUUAACAGCUCCUGCAUCCAGUGCCAGAACACUUCGUACUGGUAUGAAGGGAAUGAGAUGGGAGACCUGCCUGUGGAUUUCUCCAUCGUAUGGGACGGUGACUUUCCCAUCGACAAGCCGUCAUCCAUGCGAGCUCUCCUGUAUAAGUGUGAAGCUCAGAGGGACAGAGGGACACUCUGUCUGAAGGCAGACAGCAUGUUUGAGUGUGGCUGGUGUUUGGCCGAUAAGAAGUGUCUCCUGAAGCAACACUGUCCAUCACCCGAACACAACUGGAUGCAUCAGGGACGCCGCAACGUACGCUGCAGCCAUCCCCGAAUCACUAAGAUCCGGCCACUGACGGGGCCGAAGGAGGGCGGCACACGUGUGACCAUCGAAGGAGAGAAUCUGGGGCUGCAGGUUCGAGAGAUCACGCAUGUGCGUGUGGCGGGAGUUCGCUGCAACCCUGCUGCGUCUGAAUACAUCAGCGCUGAGAGGAUCGUGUGUGAUAUGGAGGAAUCUCUGAUGUCGAGUCCCCCUGGUGGUCCAGUGGAGCUGUGUAUCGGUGACUGCAGCGCUGAGUAUCGAACCCAGUCGUCUCAGAUGUACUCUUUUGUGACUCCGAGUUUUAACCGGGUGCGGCCGGAGAAAGGACCCGUGUCCGGCGGGACCAGGCUGACUAUCUCAGGCCGACAUCUGGACGCCGGGAGCGCCGUGACCGUGUUUUUGGCCCAGGAAGAGUGUCUGUUUGGCAAGAACCUCAUGCCUCCUGCUCCUGGCAACGCCCGCCUGAAUUACAGCGUGAUGAUUGGAGAAACGCCCUGUCUGUUAACAGUCUCUGAAUCUCAGCUGCUCUGUGAUUCGCCGGAUCUGACCGGAGAACAGCGAGUGAUGAUCCUCGUGGGCGGCCUGGAAUAUUCUCCUGGAAUGCUUCACAUCUAUUCCGACAGCACUCUCACGCUGCCUGCCAUCAUCGGGAUCGGAGCCGGCGGCGGUGUCCUCCUCAUCGCCAUCAUCGCCGUGCUCAUCGCAUACAAGCGCAAGACGCGGGACGCCGACCGCACGCUUAAACGCCUACAGUUGCAGAUGGACAAUCUGGAGUCCCGUGUCGCGCUAGAGUGCAAGGAAGCAUUCGCUGAGCUGCAGACAGACAUCCAAGAGCUGACAAACGACAUGGACGGUGUGAAGAUCCCUUUCCUGGAGUAUCGUACCUACACCAUGAGAGUGAUGUUCCCUGGCAUCGAAGAACACCCGGUUCUAAAGGAGCUGGACUCUCCGGCUAAUGUGGAGAAGGCCCUGCGCUUGUUCAGUCAACUGCUGCACAACAAGAUGUUCCUGCUGACCUUCAUCCACACGCUGGAGGCUCAAAGGUCCUUCUCCAUGCGGGAUCGCGGCAAUGUGGCCUCCCUACUCAUGGCGGCACUGCAGGGACGGAUGGAGUAUGCCACUGUGGUUCUCAAACAGCUUCUUGCUGACCUGAUCGAAAAGAACCUGGAGAACCGUAACCAUCCCAAACUACUGCUUAGACGAACCGAGUCUGUGGCUGAGAAGAUGCUCACUAACUGGUUCACGUUCCUCCUGCACCGCUUCCUCAAGGAGUGUGCUGGCGAGCCUCUGUUUAUGCUCUACUGUGCUAUAAAACAGCAGAUGGAAAAAGGUCCCAUAGACGCCAUCACAGGAGAGGCCAGAUACUCCCUGAGCGAAGACAAGCUCAUCCGACAGCAAAUCGACUACAAGCAGCUGACGCUCAUGUGUAUUCCUCCGGAGGGAGAGGCCGGUACAGAAAUCCCUGUUAAGGUGCUAAACUGUGACACGAUCACUCAGGUGAAGGACAAGCUGCUAGAUGCUGUUUACAAAGGCAUCCCAUACUCACAGCGCCCACAGGCCGACGACAUGGACCUGGAAUGGCGGCAGGGUCGACUGACCAGAAUCAUCCUCCAGGAUGAAGACGUCACCACAAAGAUCGAGAGCGACUGGAAGAGAUUGAACACACUGGCGCACUACCAGGUGACAGAUGGGUCUUUGGUGGCUUUGGUUCAGAAGCAAGUAUCCGCUUACAACAUCGCCAACUCCUUCACUUUCACUCGCUCUCUCAGUCGAUACGAGAGUCUGCUGAGGACGUCUAGUAGUCCAGACAGCCUUCGAUCCAGGGCUCCCAUGAUCACACCUGACCAAGAGACGGGCACCAAACUCUGGCACCUGGUGAAGAACCAUGAGCACGCAGACCAGCGAGAGGGAGAUCGUGGGAGCAAGAUGGUGUCUGAGAUUUAUCUCACACGCUUACUGGCGACCAAGGGCACACUGCAGAAGUUUGUGGACGAUCUUUUUGAGACUGUGUUCAGUACGGCCCAUCGCGGCAGCGCUCUCCCGCUGGCCAUCAAAUACAUGUUUGAUUUCCUGGAUGAGCAAGCAGACAAGAGACAGAUCACCGACCCGGACGUACGGCACACCUGGAAGAGCAACUGCCUUCCUCUGCGGUUUUGGGUCAACGUGAUCAAAAACCCUCAGUUUGUCUUUGACAUCCACAAGAACAGUAUUACAGACGCUUGUCUGUCAGUGGUGGCUCAGACCUUCAUGGACUCCUGCUCGACGUCUGAGCAUCGCCUGGGCAAAGACUCUCCGUCAAACAAGCUCCUCUAUGCUAAAGACAUCCCGAACUACAAGAGCUGGGUGGAGAGAUAUUACCGAGACAUCAGCAAGAUGCCAAGUAUCAGCGAUCAAGACAUGGAUGCCUAUCUAGUAGAGCAGUCCCGUCUCCAUGGCAACGAGUUCAACACACUGAGCGCGCUCAGUGAACUGUACUUCUACAUCAACAAGUACAAGGAAGAGAUUUUGACAGCCCUGGACAGAGACGGUUACUGUCGCAAACACAAGCUACGACACAAACUGGAACAAGCCAUUAACCUGAUGUCUGGCAGCAGCUGAGGGCGGUGACGGAUUGGACGGGACGGGAGGGGAAGCGUUCAGGGGGUUUGGGGGGGAGGGUUGAGACUGAAUUGAUGGAGUCCAGUGGACCGACCCGUGUCAGAACAUCCACGGCUUGUGCUAGCAGAAGGUGAGGCUAAAAUACUGGACAAUCAACUCUAAAGGAAUCACAGCACAGCAUACGAAGCCCAAUGUUUUUCUGGACCAGAACCUGUACACCCAAACGCCCGCACUCCCUAAUGCCCAGACCGAACGCCGUUCAUAUCGGCCUGCCUAACAAACUAUUCAACACGGACUACUGUGGAUCAGAUACAUUCCAAUAAGGAAAGGUGCACGUGCUCUUGCCUUGGAAGCCAAAUUGCCAAGAUAGUGCCAUGGAAGAAAAUAUCUGACUUUCUGGGAGAGAAAAGCAGCAACAUGUUUUAGUAAUGCAUUCGGCGGGGUAAUCUGAAAACAGUUCUUCAUAUCGACCUCCGAGAGACGCCUCAAAAACAAUCACAAUCGUGCGACGAGCUCCAUUAACAGAAAUGAAGAUAUUUAUAUCGGAAUGAAUCAAUAAUGGAGACCAAAUGCAUUAUGGGUAGUGUUGAGGCUGGGCUGAAUGGGAGGAACCUUCUCCUCCUCGUCUCGAAAUUGCCAUAGACCUAUAAAAGCGCCUUUCUCUCGUUUUCGUUCUUUUUUUGUGAUUACGGGGCCAAAUGGACCUCUACUUGUCAAGAGGUAUGGAUCAGCAUCUUUUGAAGCUUGCCUUUUCGUUGCGUCCGGAUAUGACUCCCCGAACCCUUGCCGAAAUGUACCCCAGGAUGGGCGAUCGUCCCUUGGGGGUGGGGGGGGGCAUUUCUGCUCCCUUUGCUUUUUUGUACACCGCUGUGUUACUGUGAGGUUUGGAGUGUUUACUCGGAUUCUGUGGUUCUUCUCCAAGACUGCGUUGGCGAGGGCCGAGUUUUGUCCCUUGAUGACAGGCAUCUUUAAUGUAGUAGAUCCAUCUAGAGCAAUAACUCUCAGAUUUACCUGCAAGCCAUGAGUUUAAGUUCCCUGUGUGUUCAGAUUCACCGUCCUGACUCUAAAUUUUCAACGUUAGCAGUUGGCGAGUCGCGCUCUUUUUCAUUUCCCUGUUCCGUCCAAAUGGCAGCCAAAACGUGUUCACAAUGCCAAGCACAACGAAGAGACGACUGUUCAACUCUAAUUGUUUUCUCGCCGUUUCAGCAGGCCAAUGCCAUUUUUGACACAGAAGUCCGCAGCUAGACAAAUCUCGUCCGUUCUUCAGUCGUCCCCCGUACAACCUUAUCAAGGUUCUUGCUUGAUCGAUUAUAACGAUUGUGUCGAUUCUGUCUGUAUACACAAACAACAAGGCCUUAAGUCAUUUCCUCUUCUCUUUAUCGGACUUUUCUCAUCUCCGUGACGGCGGCGGUGGCGUCGCCCUCUGCUGCCACGGAGGUGAACUGCAAACCGUUAUAUUCCAGGUACUCAAAUUGUGAUACGUCCGUGAAUUUCAAAGUACUCUCAGCUGUUUUCUAUUCCUUGCUAUAUGUGGUUCUGAGUUCUGCUCUGUCUAGUUGCGUAUCAAUUGUGUUUUUGUGUUGUGUAAAAUCACCGAGAAUGUACAGCAUGAAUAACUGAGCAUAUCUUGCAAAAAUCUUUGCCUCAUUAUACAUGUUCCAGUUUUAGACACAAAACACCUUCAGACGAUCACAGCCAGGGCAACAGGGAGAACUAUUUGCUUUCAACAUCGUCUUUAAAAUGUAAAAAACCUACUUCACAAGGUCAGUUCAAGCAAACAAACACCCAUCGUAAUGUGGGAUCAUUAAAACAGUAGGGAAAUCCAUCGGGGCCUUAUUAGUUGAGUUUGAAUGAAGAUAUUCAAUGGCCAUCAAAGUGAAUCACGUACCUUUGAAUACAUCUUACGUCGAUAGAUUUUGCCCUUUCUUACCCUGUGGUAUUGGAUUUGCUAAUAACUACUAAUCGUUAUUGCCUUAAUUUGGCUACAAAACAACAACUUUUGGUUUAGUAGCUCUAGACCUCAUCCCGCAGGGUCAUGGUUUGAAAUCUUGUGCAUUUCAACAGCAUAAUGUAUCUGGAUAUUUUAAGCUCUCAUUGAAUGUAAUUAAACCUGCCUUCAAAUUCGCCGCAUGGAUUUGGAUGGGAUAACAAGAUUCCCCGUUCAUCAUCAAAAGCCCAAUUUUUGUUGUUGGAAUUGUGAAGGCAGGAUGUUUUGAACUAAAUGUGGGGCUCAUUAACAUAUGAAAAAGUUGCAGGAUGAGAAUUAAGCAGAAUCUUUUUGAACAUUGGUUUGUUUUUCUGUUGGGGGAAUGGGGUCAGCUCAUGAAUCUGGAUCCGUUAUGGCAUUUCAACCUCUUGCAACACGAUACAUCAGGAAUUACUGCCUGUUUGCCAAAGCUGCGUCGUCAGCAAUGCAGGUACGAACCCAAUAUCCGACGUCUGGAACAAACCACUUUGAGAAAUGAAACGCAAUCAUAAAUCUACGUUAAAAAAGCUGAAAACUAAACAUCAGUGGUUGAAAUUUUUUGAUUUAGCACCUCUUGGUUGAAACCACGCCGUCAGGUUUACAUCUGAUUUUCUAUACUGUGAGUAAAGCCAAACGUACUGUGGGGGAAGUGGACUUAGCUUGGUCGCGUACAUACUGCCUGUAAGAUAACUCUGACUAUCGUUAAGUGCAACUGGCCACCGGGGUGUUUUUAGGUAGACUGGUGAAGACGGAGCUAACACUAACGACGCCUCGGCCGAUAGCCAUAUAUCAGAAAUCGCCCGUUUCGUUUCGUACAGCAGAACUCAGAGCCAAAUGAGGCGCUUUGCGGUUUGUUUUCGUCGUGUGGUGAAACGGCAUACUCUUAAAAGCACCUGUAACUUGUGAGGAACGGAGCGGAGUGAGUGGAAAAAUAACUGUGGUGUUUUUUCAGUAGAUACAGUAGAAGAAAAUGUCUGUUUUAGAUCCAUAACUACAUUUCAGUCAAUGUUCUAGUUAUAAAAGAAGAAGAAAAAGAAAAAACAUUUUGUCUCAGAUGAAUUAAUUCUAAUUUAUUUGUCGG